This is a messenger RNA of Melitaea cinxia (Glanville fritillary), 4815 nucleotides long. Its product is annotated as polycomb group protein Psc-like. Gene Ontology annotation, molecular function: promoter-specific chromatin binding; ATP hydrolysis activity; metal ion binding. The transcript is spliced from 8 exons. Gene Ontology annotation, cellular component: PRC1 complex. NCBI's taxonomy places the organism in Eukaryota, Metazoa, Arthropoda, Insecta, Lepidoptera, Nymphalidae. Bases 118 to 4815 code for a protein of 1565 amino acids. Gene Ontology annotation, biological process: negative regulation of transcription by RNA polymerase II. The record is from RefSeq and is a predicted model, not a curated record.
AUUUAUGUGCUAUGUCGACAAUGUUCAAGUGUAAAUGUAUUCGAUAAGAUUGAAGUUGUAAUAUUGUUAUCUAAGUCGCGGUUUGCAAGUACGUGACUCAUGGUAUAAUCUGCAAAAAUGGUUACUUCAAACAAACAAUCGGAUAAAAAAGUUGUUAAAAUGGCUGAACAGAAUAACACAGCAGUUGUGCCUCAACGAACUCUGUUAGGUGAAGUAAAUGAACAUAUAACAUGUCCGCUAUGUCGGGGUUACUACAUAGACGCGACUACCAUAGUGGAAUGUUUACAUUCAUUUUGUCGAAGUUGUAUAAUAAAACAUCUUCAAGUUAAAAGUUAUUGUCCAGUCUGUGAGAUGAUGAUUAAUUCAGCAAAACCCAAUAUUAAGUUAGACAAAGCCCUGCAAGACAUAGUUUACAAACUUGUACCUGGUUUGUUUCAAAAAGAAAUGGAAAGACGUCAACAAUUUUAUGCGUCUAGACCAGGCCCAGCAGCAUCUGCUACGCCUGAACAAAGAGGCGAAGACACUGAACGAAUAAUUUUUAGUCCUGAAGAUGUUAUUUCAUUCUCAUUGGAAUAUGCAGAUGCAACUGACGCAGACAGUAUUUCUAGCAAAUCAUCUGACAGUAACGAAGCACAGCCUACAGCAUUAACCACAAGAAGAUAUUUGCAAUGCCCAGCUGUGGUCAAUAUAAGUCAUCUUAAAAAGUUUCUUAGUAUGAAGUUUGAUAUUGACAGUACCCAAUUUGCUAUUGACAUACUGUACAAAAGAGUUCCUUUACCUGAUUAUUAUACAUUAAUGGAUAUUGCUUACAUAUACAACUGGAAAAGGAAUGAACCUAUGAGAUUCUUUUAUCAAAUUAUUGAUUAUGUGGCAAUAAGGAACAGAUUAUUUGAUAUUAAUAGAAAGGGAGGAUCACAUUUUCCUGACAGAAAAUCAAGUCCUACUUGUACUGAGGAUACAAAUGCUAGUAGCCCAACUCCAAACCUCAAUGACCAGGCUUCUGAAGCAUCUUCUGGCACUGAUAGCCCAAUGCCUGAUGAAACAAAUGUUAAGAAAACAUGUGAUAAUCAAAAGAAAAGUGAUUCAGCAGUGCAGAGUGCUAAAGAUGUAAAAGAUGUAUCAGUAAGUCAAGAAAACAUGUCAGAUAUUAAGAAAAAGGAUGAUGAGGUUGAAAAAUCACAAUUUUUAAAUUCAUUUGAAUUAAAAGCAAAUAAUCCUACAACUUCAAAAUCAUCGCCUGUAAAAGCAAGUAACAGUGAUGUCACAACAUCUCCAAAAGACAGUAGUGGUAUUAAAGGCUCUAGCCAAAGUUCAAAAAUUGAAGAAUGCUUAAAAAGGAAAUAUGAAAUACCUAAAACUUUACCAGAAAUGAAAAAAAUUAAAAUAGAGAUUCCUAAGGUACCAUUAAGUCAAACAACUAAUGUAGGUACAAUAAAAACUGUGAAUGUAAAAGAAAAUUCUCAAAAAGUUGUUUCUAACCCUACAAACUCAGCUAAAACUGUUGAAGAGACGUCAAAAGUUAGUGGGGCAAGUGGUAAUACUCAAACAACUCCUCAAAUACCUGUCAAGGAUAAUAAACAACAGCAAACUUCAAUGGUAAAACAACAGCAGCAGUCAGACAGUCCUGGACAAAAAAGAACUGUAGCUGCGCCUCACUCUGUUUCAUCACCUAAAAGAAAACCCACAGAAUCUUCAGUUGUAUCUCAACCCUCUCCUUUAGUUCCAAAAACUGUGUCUCCUUUGAAAUUACAAAUACCUAAGCCUGAGACUGCUACGCCAACCUUAAAACAAGUUGAGACACCAAAAGCGAUAACAAAGAAAAUGCCUGAUUUAAAGCCAAGCAUACCAGUACCAACUAAUCAAAAUAAACAACCACCUUCCGGAAAAUUAAGAAUGGAUCUUUUGGCAAAUAAUUGUGAUCCUACAAUAGAUAGAAGCAAAAUAUUAUCUCAAGUGAAAACAUCGCUUCCAACUCCGAAUACGGCGCAACCUUCUGGAGAUCCAUUAAAAUCAUUAUUUGAUUCAUGUAAAAUUAAUAUACCUUCUUCCCUUUCUAUUACUCUAACUGAUCAGAAAUUAGAUCCACGAAACCUUUCAGAUACAGUUAGUAAUGAUCCAAAGAAAAAUAUUGUUAACAAAAAUCUCACAAGUGCUGGUAGCACAAGCACACAUAAAGUACCCAGUCCCCCAGUUCAUAAUUAUAUUGAAAUACUUAAGUUACCUGAUAAUGACCAAAAAAAGGGUAAUAAAGUUGAAAAUAUUCCUGAGAAAAGUAGUGCUCUUCAAAAUAAAACUGAAAGCAAUACAACACAAACAAAAUUACCCAAUAAAACUUCUGAAACAUCUGCUAAGGGCCCUAUACCAAAUUUGAAACCAAUUGCAGACACAAAAUUGGGUAAACAAAGUGGAACAUAUUCUGCAACACCUAUAACAUUUCAACAAACCUUUGAGCAACAAUUACAAUCAUUUCAGUCUGAUAAGAAACCUAAGGUACCUAAAAGUAAAGCCCAAGUUCCUAAGUUAGUUCCAGCAACUCCCAAGUCGUUUAGUGCUGCAAACAAACUGAAUUCUGUGAAUAAAACGCCACCAAAUAUGCCCCCAGCAGAAAAUAAAACAAGCACAGCUCUAGAUUUGUCUACUCCACAUAAUUUACAAAGUCAACUUGGACCACAACAGACUAAAAAGGCCUUUGAGAAAAUGCAAUCAAUAGCUAACCUAGCAAAUAAACAAAAUAUGCAUCCCAAAAUGCUGCCACUUGCUAUGUCCCAGGCUAAUGUUUUUACAAAUAUGUCUAAUAGAACUGUAACUACUGGUGCUCAAACUUUAAGAGUUCCAUCCACCAGUAGCAUUAAUCAGAUGAAACUUGACAAACUAAAUACUAGUGGGCCGCAAAUGAAUUCUCCUAGACAUGAAUCAACUCAAAGAAAUCCAGUCAAACAUGCACCUAACUCUAAUCCAAAUGUUCCAGCUUCUAGUUACUCAAACAACUCCUCGAGUAAUGCUCAACCAUCACCAAGAUCUCAGACAAGGUCUCCAAGUUCGUCUCCUAAGUUAGUGAUAGCUGAAGAUAAACAAGCAAGCAGUUUAUCCUCAGAACAUAAUAUAAAUCAAUCAAAUCAAAUAACAAGUACUCAACUAUCAAAUGCUAAUUCUUCAAAAAUUGAAUCACCGAAAGCUUCGCCUGGACCAUCUAAAACGGGAAUUAAACCAGUAAAACCUAUGAUGCCUGGAAGUAAAGUGACGGGUAUUAGACAACCAAUAACUCCUACCAUGAACACAAAUCCAGCUUUGAAUAAUCCAGCAGAUUUUCUAUCAAAACCACAAUUGAUUUCGCCUGUGCAGCAAGCAAUACUAAGACAUCAAAUAGAAAUGCAAAGUGCUUGGCUCAAUGCACAAAGACAAUAUGAUUUAUUUAAAAAUAUCUCCAAUAUGGCUCACCAAACCCAGAAUGAACAAAUGGCUUCUCUUCAAUCAACAAUUUCUUUUAAGUCUCGAAAAAGGACUAAUUACAAUGAAGCUAAGGAAAAAACAAAUAAUGAAAACAGAGAUACUUUAAAUAUUGUCAAAAGAACAACUUUAAAAAGAGACCUGAAAAGAAAGGACAAUGAUGUAAUAUCUGAAGAAGGUAAAUACGAUAAUAAUGUUUAUGCAUCAAAAACACCAUUAGAGCCACUUGUAAGCCGAGAAGAGGAGAUAGAAUUUAUACAAAAUUUUCUCUUGGAACAUCUUGAUAAGGAGCAAUCAGGGUCUUUAUAUAUCUCCGGUCAACCUGGUACAGGAAAGACGGCGAGUUUAUCUUACAUAUUACAAGUUCCAAAGAUAAGAGAUGGUUAUAAGAAAGUAUUUAUUAACUGUACUAUGGUGAAAUCAGCUGCAAGUAUUUAUAGCAGAAUAUGCAAAGAGUUGCAGCUGCCAACAUCAGGCAAGAGUGAAAAAGUUUGCCUGAAUACGAUCGAAAAUUAUUUAUUCAAAAAGCAUAAAAUGAUCCUGCUCGUGCUGGACGAGAUCGACCAGCUGGGCAGCGCGCGGCAGACGGUGCUGUACCGCGUGUUCGAGUGGGCGGCGCGCGCGGCGCGGCUGGUGCUGGUGGGCGUGGCCAACGCGCUGGACCUCACGGAGCGCGCCCUGCCGCGCCUGCAGGCGCGCGGCCUGCGCCCCGCCGCGCUGCACUUCGCGCCCUACUCCAAGCAGCAGAUCGUCGACAUCUUCAGCCGCGUGCUGGCCGCCGACGACAACGCCGGCGUCUUCUCGCCGGUCGCGCUGCAGAUGCUCGCAGCUAAAAUUGCCGCUGUGUCUGGUGAUAUGAGAAGAGCGUUAGAUAUUGGAAGGCGAGUCAUCGAUCUUGCGAGACGCACUAAAUUUGGUGAAAAUCAAUCUGUCGACGAAAUGAUGAAAGAUUCAUCGGUGACGGUUGAAUUGAAACAAGUACUCGAAGUUCUGAAUGACGUAUACGGUGGUGCGAGAAAGCUCGAAAACGAAGUUGACGACGGUCUUCCCAUACAUCAGAAAUUGAUUUUGUGUAGUCUAAUGCUGAUGUUGACCAAAGGAAAAAAUAAAGAAAUCGUAAUGGGAAAACUCCAUGACGUUUAUAAAAGGGUGGCGGCGGCGCGCAACAUGGCGGCCCUGGAGCUGGGCGAGCUGGCGGGCGCGUGCGCGCUGCUGGAGGCGCGCGGCGCGCUGCGCGUGGCGGGCGCGGGCGGGGCGCGCGCGCGCCGCGUGCGCCUGCAGUGGGACGAGGCCGAGCUGGCCGCUGCGCUGCGCGACCGCCCGCUGCUGGCCUCCAUCCUCGCCGACACCCACUGCCUUGCUCCCUAA